This is a messenger RNA of Lolium perenne, 1373 nucleotides long. RefSeq names its product E3 ubiquitin-protein ligase SINA-like 10. Gene Ontology annotation, molecular function: zinc ion binding. The record is from RefSeq and is a predicted model, not a curated record. NCBI's taxonomy places the organism in Eukaryota, Viridiplantae, Streptophyta, Magnoliopsida, Poales, Poaceae.
GCGCUGGGAACCGAACCGCGGUGCUGCUACGUCCGCCAGUGGCAGGGCUAGGUGCGCACGCCACGCCUCGUUUUUACUCCUGCCUGACCACUAUCAAAUCAAUCAUCCGCCGCUCCUCUGAGAGUCUGAGUUUGACAGAGGCCUCUCACACCCUUCUAGUCUUCUUCCACCUCGCAACAAGUUCAGCAGGCGCACCAGAGACAGAGCUAAGAGAUAAAGAGAAGAUGCAGGCUGCCUGAUCAGAUGAUGUGAACAAGGGCUCGCCGUUACGCAUGGAGAUGGGCAGCGACCACAGCGCCAAGAAGCCGAGGCUGGAGCAGCUGCCUAGCGGCCCCUUGAAUCAGGAGAUUGUAGUUCACGAACCGGCCGGCGGAGGCGUUGCGGCCGUGGCUGCGGAGCACGUCCCGACGAAGAGGGCUGAGGUCGGCAUGAAGAUAGAUGUUACCGUGCUCCAGUGCCCACUCUGCCUCCGCCCCUUGAAGCCUCCCGUGUUCCAGUGUAAGGGCGGGCACCUGGCCUGCGCCGGCUGCCUCGACGGGGCGUGCGUGAAGUGCGGCGCGGCAUUCGACGUCCCCAACACGGCCAUGGACGCCGUGGUCGCCGUGGCGAGGGUGCAGUGUCCCCACGACGGCUGCGAAACAUAUGUUCCUUACCACGAGGUGCAGGAACACGAGAGCGUGUGCCCGCACGCGCCAUGCCACUGCACGGAGCCCGGCUGUGGAUUCGCCGGCGCGACGCCGGAGCUCGUCGCCCACCUGGCUGCCGCCCACGCCAUGCCGGUGCUCAAGGUCCCGCGCUUCAAGGCCACCCGGAUCCAGGUCACUGUGCCAGAGCCGGUGCGCCGUCUGCUCGUCUGCGCCGAGGAUGAAGGCGGCGCGUUUCUCCUGACCUUGGGCGCGCUUGGCGACGCCACCCUCGUGUCGGCGGUGUGCGUCCGGCCGGCCGGGUGCGAGUGGCCGCGAUACAAGGUAAAGAUGUGGUCGUCGAACGGGCCAGCACCGGUGGCGCUCGCGGCGGACCGCAGGAUGGACAUCGUGCUAGCAGACUUUGAGGCGACGAGCAGCGCGACGCCAGGGGCCAUCACGUUCGACAAGCUGACGUCGUACCUCAUCGUACCUCCGGGAUACUUGGUCGGAGAUGGGCCGUCCAAGGAGCUGCCCCUCCAAAUUCGCAUCGAGAAGACCACCUCUUGAUCGUUUCAUCUGUUGACGGUCAAGUGCUCUUUAGUACGUAGUAAUCGUCUAAUCAUGCUAUGCAGUGUUUAAUUUAGUUUUUGUUGGACAUGUUCUGAGAAGUGGUGAAUUUUGGUUGCAAUGUGCAACGAAAUACUAGUUACCAGUAAACACCAGAUGAGGGAGGUACUCUGCUAGAAA